AUGGUUUCCAUAUCCACGCUCCUACAUGGGGGAUUUUUAUUGGUUGGUCAAAGUGCAUAUCAAGAUGUUGCAAGCCCUCAACAGGCAUCAGUCGAACAGUAUAAUAUUGUCCGGUUUUUAGGUGGGGCAGGACCAUAUAUUCAAAACCCAGGCCAUGGUAUUUCAACAGAUGUACCAGAUCAAUGCACAGUCGAACAAGUGCAAUUAAUUCUGAGACAUGGUGAAAGGUUUCCCAGUUCUAGUGCAGGGAAGAAAUAUGAAGACAUCAUGCAAAAGUUUGAAGACUACAAUGGUACAUUCAGUGGGCAGUUAUCAUUCUUGAAUGACUAUACUUAUUUUGUGUCGAAUAAGGACUUAUAUGAACUCGAAGUAAGCCCUUCGAAUUCACGUAGCCCGUAUGCUGGAACCACAAAUGCCUUGAAGCAUGGUGCGGCUUUCAGAGCAAGAUACGACUCUUUAUACAACCCCUCUAAUGCUAUUCCUGUUUUCACCACGAGUAAUACUAGAGUAUACGAAACAUCGCAGAGUUUUAUUCGAGGCUUUUUGGGACAAGAGUAUGAUGAAAGUAAAGUUGAUACUGUAAUAUUAUCUGAAAGUAGUGAAAUGGGUGCAAAUAGUUUGACUCCUGCGAGUGCAUGCAGUGCGUGGGAUUCAGAAGAAAGUGAAAAUAUUUUGAGCCACUAUUCUAAUGAUUAUCUUGACAGUGCAUUAAAGAGACUUUUAAAGCCAAACCCGGGGUUGAAUUUGACUACAGAUGACGUUUAUAACAUGUUUGGUUGGUGUGCCUAUGAACUCAACGUGAAAGGUGAAUCACCUUUCUGUGAAUUAUUUACAAACGAAGAAUUCAUUAAAUAUGAAUAUUCAGUUGAUCUUUCGGAUUACUAUUCAGACGGUCCAGGCAAUUCCGUCAUAAAACCAAUUGGAUCAGUACUCCUAAAUGCGUCUUUACAACUAUUGAAGGACGAAGACCUGUCUAAUAAAAUAUAUGUGUCGUUUACACAUGAUACUGACAUAACCAAUUACAUUUGUGGGGGGUUGGGUUUAUUUGAACCAGAGAAUCCCUUGCCUGCAGACCAUAUACCAUUUUUUAAUCCAUAUGUUCGUUCACACAUUGUUCCACAGGGGGCAAGGGUUUAUACAGAAAAGCUUAAAUGUUCAAAUGGAAGUUAUGUUAGGUAUAUUGUUAAUGAUUCAGUUAUUCCCAUCAAUAAUUGUACUUCUGGCCCCGGAUUCUCUUGCGGCAUGGAUCAAUUUGAAGACAUAGUGAAAACUAGAUUGGAAGGAGUUGACUACGCCAAACUGUGUAAAAUCGGUAAUGCUACCAGUGAUUUGACAUUUUUUUGGGAUUACACUAAAGUUAAAUAUAAUGCACCACUUAAGAAGGCGUCUUAUUAG
Debaryomyces fabryi is the source of this 1395-nucleotide messenger RNA. Its product is annotated as histidine phosphatase family protein. The coding region runs from base 1 to 1395 and encodes 464 amino acids. Gene Ontology annotation, cellular component: fungal-type cell wall. The record is from RefSeq and is a predicted model, not a curated record. NCBI's taxonomy places the organism in Eukaryota, Fungi, Ascomycota, Pichiomycetes, Serinales, Debaryomycetaceae. The transcript has a single exon. Gene Ontology annotation, molecular function: acid phosphatase activity.